UCUUUAAUUCCGAGACUGCUCUUACGGUCUUACCUCUAACACGACUUCGAUUUCCGAUACCAUCUAAGCCAUUACCAUCUUACAUACGCACAUACAAACACCCUCAUCAGUCCCAUUUCACAGAACUGCUGCAUCCAGCGAUAUAUCGAGCUUGGCCUUCCAUGGCGGCAAAUCACAACAGCAAGAUGAAGACGACGAUGAUGUGUCAACGUCCUGAUCACCACUUAACCAGGCAGCCAUCGAGUCUCUCCAAUUACGAAGGCUACCAUGGAGACGAAACCGCUUCAGUUCCAUUCACGUGGGAAUGGCAGCCAGGUACUCCUAAGCAUCAAUUCCGUGAAACCACUCUUCCUCCUCUCACUCCUCCUCCAUCUUACUACUCUCAUGCUUCUUCUUCUACUCCGAAAUCCUUUGUUAAAGCUCGUAAGAGCAAGAAUUUUCCUCCUCCUCCCUCUAAGUCCAAUCUUUUGCAAUCUAUAUUCCCCAAGCGUGCCGCAAGGAAAGCACGGGCUGCUGAUGCUCCUCCGCUGCCGCCGUCGCCACCUGCUAAUUCAUCUCCGUCGCUGUCGUUUUCUUCUUCCUCCACGUCUUCGUCGUCGUCGUAUCAAUCGUGGCAGAGAUCGCGCUCGGUGCCGUCUACGCCGAUGAGGUAUCCGGGAAAGGAGAAGGAGGACGAAGAAGAUCUGUUUGAUGCGCCUGUUUCGGGGGGUAUGUGUUUCGGUAAUGCGGGCUUUAGAGGGUUCUAUUCCUCCAUGAUCAAGAAGGUGAUGCUCGGAGAUUUUCUGUAAAAUCUCGUUAACAGUGUUUGUGAGAGCUGCUUGUACUGAGAAAGAACACCGUGUGUCAGCCAGUGGUGUAAAACGAUAAAAGCAUAGUAUAUGCAUAAAUUUUAAAGGAUUUUUAAGACCUUACCCCGUUAAUUUGCAUGUCAUUUCCUUUGUUUUCGUCAAAAUCAAUAAAUAUAAUAUAUAAACAUUAAAAUAAGUCACACUUUUUUCUUGUAUUAUUGUAUCGACUAGAUUUAGUUUGCGAGUAUUAAUUUCAUUUUUGGCCUUUGGACGUUAUAAAGAAGAAGAAGAAGAAAAUCAGUGAAAAUAAAUCAGUUCAGGUAUUUAACAUUGAUUUUCGUUAUUCGACAAAUUUACCAACCUAGAUGUCAUGUAGUUUGAACUUUGAAAUAAGUUAUACAGUUUAUAGCUAAUGAAUAAUGUUGAAUUGUAAACAUAUCUUUUUUAGUUAAAAAAACAAAAACAAAUACGAAGAAUUAUGUGUAUUAUAUUUGUCUAUUGAUCUCGAAGGUGAUUUCUUCAAUAUAUCGACUGGGAGGUAAAUUUUAGUAAUUUAACUAUUAUAUCAAAUCUUACCUUAAUAAUGAGAGAUGGACUUAGAAGGGGUGAAAAUCCUCAAAAAGUAAAGAAGAUAUCUUUUAAAUUCUAUUACUUAAUAUUUUGAAAAACUUAAAAUACUAUCACUUCUCGUUAUUUGAGCCCUACUAAGCAGAAUAUUUAUUAUACCAACAACAAUUUUAUGAAUAUCUUAAAAAUAUUUUUAACAUAUUUAUUUAAUAUAAUUGCAUAUGUUCGAAAUUACUUUGUUGGAAUAUGAGAUUAUUAAUUUCAGGUGGAGCAAAGGAUAUAUACAACCUAAACUUCAAUGCAUUAAUUCAUUUGUGCUAAAAAAAAAAAUUAUCAGUUCAUCUUCAUGAAGAAAGAAUUGUCACGGCACCGUUGGACAAGAUAUAAAAAGAAAAAGCAUUGUAUAUAGAUGGUAUUAUAAGUUUAUUAAUGUGAUCACUUGAGAAUUUCUAUAGUUUCACUAGAAAUAAUAAUAAUGCAAUUAAUAUAUUAAUUGUUUUAAGAAUAGAUGUUUUACUCAUAUGUGAAGUCAUUAACUGCAAGCUCGGAUGGAGUCAACUUCCGCUACGUUAAUUCUUUUUUCCCCCUUUUCUAAUUGACAUAUCAAAUGGUUGGUUAGCUUUUUUAGCGGCAGUUUCUUCUCAAUUAUUUUCCCGCCUCUUGUGUGAGAAUUUUCUUCCCC
Messenger RNA from Prosopis cineraria, 2037 nucleotides. RefSeq lists its product as uncharacterized. The transcript has a single exon. Lineage: Eukaryota; Viridiplantae; Streptophyta; Magnoliopsida; Fabales; Fabaceae. The record is from RefSeq and is a predicted model, not a curated record. Bases 162 to 788 code for a protein of 208 amino acids.